Messenger RNA from Heterobilharzia americana, 974 nucleotides. NCBI's taxonomy places the organism in Eukaryota, Metazoa, Platyhelminthes, Trematoda, Strigeidida, Schistosomatidae. The record is from the annotation of a GenBank genome assembly.
CAAGAUGCGGUACUCUCCUGAUCAGUGACACUUUCGAAUGCGAUUAAAUUUUUGAAGGAAAUCGGGGAAAUGUUAGGUAUCCAGUUGUCCCCUAGCUUUCCAUGCUGGGGGAGAGGACUUUUGUGUAUCUUUUCUGCUGUGGUCGUUGGACUUAGUGGUGUAGUCCCCCUUCUGUUCCUCCCAAUCAAUGGUUUGUGUUCCAAGAAAGAAGUGAUUUCUCUUAAUAGAUGGCUGAGUUAUGCAACCGGAAGCCUUCUUGGAGAGGUUUUUAUUCACCUCUUGCCAGAGUCUUGGGUCCACAAUGAUAUUGUUUCUUUCCAGAAUUCUGGAUUCUGGAUGCUCACAGGACUUCUUUUAUUCUUCGUAAUUGAAAAAGUUUGUGCUCAUGAUUCUGCUGACAAGGAGGUUGAAGGUUAUUUGAAUCUCGUUGCCAACGUAAUUGACAAUUUCACUCACGGUGUGGCUAUUGCUGGAAGUUAUCUGGUAUCCCUUCGUUUAGGUGUUCUGACAACCACCUGCAUAUUAGUUCAUGAAGUUCCCCAUGAAAUGGCUGAUUUUGUAAUUUUACUGCGAAGUGGAUUUAGUCGAUGGGAAGCUGCUAAGGCGCAAUUAGCUACAGCUUCUGGAUCUACUCUCGGUGCUAUUCUCACACUUUGUGCCAAUGCAUCAGUAACCGGUUGUACAACAAAAUGGAUUCUCCCCUUCACCGCUGGUGGCUUUCUCUACAUUGCUUUGGUUUCCCUUCUACCCGAUAUUUUAAAAGAGCUAUCUUUCAAAGAAUCACUUAUUCAUCUCACUCUUAUCUUCGUUGGUUUAAUUUCAAUGGCAAUUGUCUCGUAUGCAAUGGAUUAAUAGAAAUUAGGUGUAGAGCUAACGGUAAUUGUGAUAAGUGCAAUCAGUACUUUGCAAUCACUCACUCAUCAGAACAUUAUAUAUAUAUAUAUAUAUAUAUAUAUAUAUAUAUAUAUAUAUAU